Messenger RNA from Peronospora matthiolae, 396 nucleotides. NCBI's taxonomy places the organism in Eukaryota, Oomycota, Peronosporomycetes, Peronosporales, Peronosporaceae. The record is from the annotation of a GenBank genome assembly.
AUGGUAGAGUUUGCCAUCAACAACUCGGUGCAUGCGUCCACGACACAUGCACCGUUUUACGUGAAUGGCUUACGUCAUCCGCGUGUACCCACCUUACUAGAGUGUAACUCUGGUUUAAGGGGGGGAGGGACUCGCGCGAGCAAAAACCGAUUUGGUUCACGCUCAUCACGCUCUGACGAAGAGGUCGUUGCGUUUGAUGCCGAUAUCGAUAACAUCGAUAUCGAAGAAAAUGAUGCCAGUGAGAGUGUGGAAGCCCUCACUGAAGAAAAGGUUGAUGUUGCUGCAGUGCGCUCACAGCGCACUGAAGCUAACAAGUCAUCAGAUGAGUUCAUACUGGCUCGUGAAACGGUAGUCCGUUUUGUGCAAGACUCCAUCGCCGAAGCGGUGGAUAAGUAA